AAUUGAAAAAUUGUUAAUCGAGACACACUUUUAUAAUUUAUUACCAAAAAUUUAAAUCACAAUUUGACUGUUACAAUAGAAAUUUGCAUCGAGGCCGAAUUUGGCAUUUCAAAUGGUAUUUUAAUAGCUUCAAUAAUCGUCUAUUGAGUCAAGAAAUCGUAGUUGACUGAAGAAAGUGGUGUUUUGCAUCGUUGAUAAUCAAUCCAAGUUGAAACAGUAAAAUCUUUAAUCGACCAUUGUCGAAACUUUUCUUAAAGAAAAAUAAUCAAGUGGGGAUCGCAGUUGGCGUGCUUAACUUAUUGCAUUUUCUUUUGUUUCAUUUGUACGGCGAACGCGAAACGAACUAGUUUUUGACUUUAGUGAGUGUAAUUUUUGAGUGAUUUUUUUUCAAGAUCAAUGGACCCUAAGAACCUUGCCGAUUACCCUGAUCGCGUGGCCCAAAUCUUCCUAGAUCGAACACUUCUAAUCACAGGCGGUACCGGUUUCGUUGGAAAAGUUUUCCUCGAGAAAUUGCUUCGAUCAUGUCCCGGUAUCAAAAAAAUUUACCUUUUUAUUCGUACAAAAAAAGACAAGGAACCCAACGAGAGAAUCAAAGAAAUGUUUAAUGGACCAUUGUUCCAGUUGUUGAAGAAACAAAGAGGUGAAGAAAUUUUGAAGAAAGUUGAGGCUAUUUCAGCAAAUAUGGAAGCACCGGAUUUGGCUUUGUCGAACUUUGAUCGAAAAAAAAUAACUGAGGAAGUGGAAAUGAUAUAUCAUUGUGCUGCUACAAUUAGAUUUGAUGAAUCGCUACGCAAAGCAGUGUUUCUUAAUACGAGAGGAACCAAACUCAUGCUUGAAUUGGCAAAGGAAUGCAAAAAUUUGAUUGUUUUUGCCCACUUGAGCACCGCCUACUGCCAUCUCCAUGAACGUGUCUUGUACGAAAAAGCUUACCCUCCUCCCAGCAGUCCACAUCACGUGAUUAAAGCUUGCGAAUGGUUGGACGAAGAAGUGUUAGAUACAAUCACAGAUAAAAUUCUAGGUGACAUUCCUAACACUUAUGCUUUUACUAAAGCCCUAGGCGAGAGUCUUGUUAAUGAUGAAAUGGACAAUCUUCCCACGAUAAUCCUUCGACCAUCAGUCAUUAUUCCAAUUUGGAAGGAGCCCCUCCCUGGCUGGACCGACAACAUCAACGGGCCAAUGGGUCUCCUAAUCGGUGCCGGAAAAGGUGUGAUACGGACCAUGUAUUGCAAAGGGGAAAGUUACGCCGAUUACAUCCCUGUUGAUAUUGUCGCCAACUGUUUGAUUUGUACGACUUUCAUCUAUUUGCAAUCCAAGUUAGUCAUGAUAAUGCAGGACCGGUUUAGAAAAUUUCUAAUCGACAUUUUUUCCAGUAAAAGAAUUUUCAAUUUGACGAGUUCGGCUGAGUAUAAAGUGUCCUUUGAUGAAAUUAUAAAAAUUGGACGAGACGUUGUUUCGAAUAAAAUACCUUUGAAUGGAGUUCUGUGGUAUCCGGGAGGUUCGAUGAAGAAAUGGAGAUGGCACCACAAUGUCGAAUUUUUCUUGUUCCAAUUGGUACCAGCGGUGUUUCUCGACGCGCUUUUGAUUGUUCUUGGGUACAAACCGAUUUUAAUGCGUGUCCAAAAACGCGUUUCCAAAGGCUACGAAGUGUUUGAAUAUUACGCCAAUAACCAAUGGGAUUUCAACAAUGACGAUUCCAUGAAAUUACGUCAAAUGCUCAAUCCAAAAGAACGAGCAAUUUACAAACUCGAUGGCGAAGGAAUUAACUACCAUGAUUAUUUCACCGAUUGUGUGCGAGCUGCCCGUCUUUACAUCCUCAAAGAGGGCGACGAAACAAUACCUUCGGCUAGGAGACAUAUGCGAUUGAUGCGAUUCGUGGAUCUGGUGUGCAAAAUCGUCCUCUUGAUCGGUUUUCUCUACUUGUUGUACAAAUAUUUACUAUAAUUUUUGUUAAUGGAAUAAAGUAGGUAUAAAUAUAAUUCGACCUUGAGGUGAAAGAAACGUACGAUUACGAAAAUUCCGAUUCGCUUUCUAAAAAUACGAGUUGAUAGUAAAACUUGACCCAGAUGGGUGGAAAUAAGUCACGUGACCAAAACAUUAGUGUUAUAUAAUACGCACUUUCUAGAUUAUUACGUUAAUUUGGUGAUUUUUUCGGGUAUUUUUGCAUCGCAGUGAUUAGAAUAAAUUAGAUCUGGAACGAUUGUAAUUAGAAAUAAAAGAAAAAAAGUGUACGAAAUUGAUAGCUUGCAUUGAGUAAAGAAUUUUUUUACUUUCUC
Tribolium madens (black flour beetle) is the source of this 2273-nucleotide messenger RNA. RefSeq names its product putative fatty acyl-CoA reductase CG5065. Gene Ontology annotation, biological process: long-chain fatty-acyl-CoA metabolic process. The record is from RefSeq and is a predicted model, not a curated record. Gene Ontology annotation, cellular component: peroxisome. Lineage: Eukaryota; Metazoa; Arthropoda; Insecta; Coleoptera; Tenebrionidae. Bases 397 to 1941 code for a protein of 514 amino acids. Gene Ontology annotation, molecular function: alcohol-forming very long-chain fatty acyl-CoA reductase (NADP+) activity. The transcript has 8 exons.